AUGAUAAAGGAACACAUGAUUGACGUGGUCCGAUUAAUGGUGCAAUCGAUGGAUGAUGGGGAAAUAAGUGUAUCAGCUUAUGAUACAGCUUGGGUUGCUCUUGUGAAAAACAUCAAUAAUAAUCCUCAAUUCCCUUCAUGUAUUGAAUGGAUUGCCAACAAUCAACUUGUUGAUGGCUCUUGGGGUGACAAAUUCAUAUUUUUGGCUCAUGAUCGUAUCAUCAACACAUUGGCAUGUAUUAUUGCCUUGAAAUCUUGGAAUGUGCAUCACCACAAAAGUGAACUAGGAAUGUCAUUUAUCAAAGAGAAUUUAAGCAAGAUUGCAGAUGAAAAUGUUGAGCAUAUGCCAAUCGGAUUUGAAGUGGCAUUUCCUUCACUUAUUGAGAUUGGAAGAAAUAUCGGCAUUCAUAUUCCGGAUGAUUCUCGUGUUUUGAGAGACAUAUAUGACAAAAGAAAUCUAAAACUCACAAGAGUGCCGAGAGACAAAAUGCACAAAGUGCCGACACCGUUACUCUUCAGUUUGGAAGGGAUGCCAGAUUUGGAGUGGCAAAAGCUACUUCUCUUGCAGUGUGCUGAUGGUUCUUUCCUCUUUUCUCCAUCCUCCACUGCCUUUGCAUUUAUGCAGACUAGAGAUCAUAAUUCUCUCAAUUAUCUCACCAACAUUGUUCACAAAUUCAAUGGCGGAGUUCCAAAUGUAUAUCCGGUGGACUUAUUUGAGCACAUUUGGAUUGUUGAUCGAUUGCAAAGACUUGGAAUUUCUCGGUAUUUUGAGGCAGAAAUUAAAGAAUGUGUCGAUUAUGUCAAUAGAUAUUGGACAAAUGAAGGUAUCUGCUGGGCUAGAAAUUACAGAUUUCAAGACAUUGAUGUCACGGCCAUGGGUUUUAGACUUUUAAGGUUGCAUGGCUACGUCGUUUCUACUGAUGCAUUCAAAAUCUUUGAGAGCAAGGGUGAAUUCUUUUGCGUGGCGGGACAAACAAGUCAGGCUGUGACUGGAAUGUAUAAUUUAUUUAGAGCUUCACAGUUAAUGUUUCCUAAAGAGAAGAUACUUGAUGAUGCAAAGAAAUUCUCCUCCAAUUUCUUGCAAGAAAAACGUGUUCAAAAUCAACUUAUAGACAAAUGGAUCAUCACCAAAGAUCUCCCUGGAGAGGUAGGGUAUGCAUUAGACGUACCGUGGUAUGCCAAUUUGCCUCGCUUAGAAACAAGGUUCUUUCUCGAACAAUAUGGUGGUGAAGACGAUGUGUGGAUUGGCAAAACUUUAUACAGGAUGCCCUUAAUCAAUAAUAACACAUAUUUGGAGCUGGCAAAAUUGGAUUACAACCAAUGCCAAGCACUGCAUCAGCUUGAGUGGAAAAGCAUUCUCCAGUGGUACAAAGAAUGUAGAUUAUUAGAGUUUGGAUUGAGCGAAAGAAACUUAUUGGUGAGGUAUUAUUUGGCGAUGGGAAGUGUAUUUGAACCAGAAAGGUACAGAGAGCGACUGGUUUGGGCCAAAGUUGCUGCUAUUAUGGAGACUAUUCAAUGCCUCAAUUCUAAUGCUAAGUGA
Solanum verrucosum is the source of this 1539-nucleotide messenger RNA. RefSeq names its product (-)-kolavenyl diphosphate synthase TPS28, chloroplastic-like. The record is from RefSeq and is a predicted model, not a curated record. Bases 1 to 1539 code for a protein of 512 amino acids. Gene Ontology annotation, cellular component: chloroplast. Gene Ontology annotation, biological process: gibberellin biosynthetic process. The transcript is spliced from 9 exons. Gene Ontology annotation, molecular function: magnesium ion binding; terpene synthase activity. NCBI's taxonomy places the organism in Eukaryota, Viridiplantae, Streptophyta, Magnoliopsida, Solanales, Solanaceae.